UUUCUUACACCAUUUUCUCCCCCCUCUGGAGCGUGACGUACUUUAUGGACGGCCCCUUUUGCAACGCAAACUGUGCAAGCCAACCACAAGAGUAAAGGUAAGGAUUUUUAAAAUUAUUAUUUGCUGUAAUUUAUCACAAGAGUAAAGGUAAGGAUUUUUAAAAUUAUUAUUUGCUGUAAUUUAUCACAAGAGUAAAGGUAAGGAUUUUUAAAAUUAUUAUUUGCUGUAAUUUAUCACAAGAGUAAAGGUAAGGAUUUUUAAAAUUAUUAUUUGCUGUAAUUUAUCACAAGAGUAAAGGUAAGGAUACUAGUUACCCUAGCUAGUAUGAGGCCUAUGUGCUCCAUUUGUUUGUAAACAUUAGUUAGCCACAUUGUUCAAGGUUCUCUUUUUAUAUUUUAUUUUGACGUUUACACUUUAUUUCUGUACAUGUGCUUCAUGUGAGUGACGUAGUUGCUUAUGUACGUGGGUUCCACAUAAAAUUACACACACACACACACACACUCCUGUCUUUGUAGACACCCCCCGAUAAAAGCCUUCUACACUACACAAAUUUGAAAGGGAAAAAAAAGGGGGGGGGGGUGACAGAUAUUUUACGCCUGCCACUUUUUUAUUGAAUUUCACGAAUGUAUCCCUAAAUCGAUCCCUUUGCCUAACCUGAACCCUAAAUCGAUCCCUAAGCCUAACCUAAACCCUAAUUCACUGUAACUAUAAUAAAGACACAAAAGACGCCGUGGCAGCCGUCCUCGAUUUUAGCCCAUAUUUAUUAUCUUACCAAACGUAAUUUAGUAAUUACGCACUCGAUUAUCAGAGAUUCCAGAUGUUUCAAACAAAUUAAAUGGUGUUUUAAUUAUGAAUAACAGACUUGGUCAUGAUUACCGGUAGUCAUAGGAAGAUGCGUAUAAAUUGUAUAAUGUGAAAAAUCAUUAUGAUACAUUUACUAUUAUUUACUAAAAAUAAAAAUUGCUACUUCAAUAUCUAAAAGUAAAAGAAAGAUAAAAAUAUCGUUCUGUUUUGUUCGAUUACGUGCCGCCGUCGCUUUUCGGCUGUCCAGUAUAAUUUUUAACCGAAAAUCAACGGCAACUUCCUUUUCCGCUAUUUACCUCUAGUGGUAUAGCUUAGCUAAACAAGGUACGACUUAAAAUUGUUUAACAUCUAUAAUAUUAUAUCAUUUUAACACACUAAACAUAUCUUUUGAUCAUCAUCUUUCAUAUCUUGUAAACAUCAAUGAAAUAUUACAUCUUUAAAAUUAUACUGCAGCAAUUUAAAUUGCAUUUCAUUAUUAUAUCGAUAAUGGGUCAUUUCUCAUUUUUAAGUGUUGUAGAUGCACACAAUUCCCCCUUACAACAUUUAGAAUAAACCCAUUGUAUCGUUGAGUGUUAAAAACAUGUAGUUAUAAAGCUGUAAAUACCAACUACCAGAAUACACUGAGCUCCUAAAUAAUGUCUUGUGCCACUGCCAGAAGAAAUCUUCGACCUAGUCUCAAAUGAUACAAUCAAUAGGGAAAAAAAAACAAAGAUUUUCAAACAGGACCAGGCUAGUCAUUGGGGAUAUGGAAAAGGAUUGGAAGUGGGGAUAAAUGAGAUAAAUAGGGAUCAACCUUCAUAAACUUUGUGGAUAAAGUAUUCUGUAUUAAUCUUAUGAGGUUGAAACUGAAACAAACUCAUCACUAUUGGUCUUUAUAGUCUAUGGGUUCAAGUUAGCCCUAUUAAAUAAAAAACAACUUAAUUAGGCCUACUAAGUCUAAAAAUUCAAUGUUCAUGUUGGCCAGUCUUAACUUGCCCUACUAAGACUUACGCAGGAAGCCCUAUUUUUGUAAACAACUGUUUUUAUAAUUACAGAUGGGAGUCUCUGUGAAAGAUGUAAAUGCCCAUGAGUUUACAAGAGCUCUGGCUGAUUUUUUGAAAAGGUAGGAUAAUUUGCUUUUAAAAUGUUUAUGCUAAUUAAAGAAAACUUAAUUGGUGAAAAUGAGAUUUCCUGGUGCACCAUGUACCAUAGUAGUCAUUAUUACCUGACCGGUGGCGAUGACUACUAUGAUUUAUUGAGGUUCUCGGGUUUACUUAUGGCAUUAGUCUGUAUUCAGAGUAUUUUGGGCCAUGUCAAGCUAUGUACUUCCUUGAUAAAAAUUUUGGCUAUCUACGGCAUGGCAGCGGCAAUGACCCGUCCAAAAUGCAGGAAUAUUAAAAUAUAAUUAACCAACCAUUGAAAUUUUAAUUUAAAACAUUCCAUUGUCAUAUUAAGGACAAGUUAACUUUAGUAACAACACAAAGAUAAACAAAAAGGAGAGAAUUGUACACUGACACGUGGUGAGGAAAUUUCCUUCAUUUUUUAUAUUUGUCUUGAAAUUGGGGGCUAGAGGUCUACCCUCCCCAUAAAAUAUGUUGAAGUGUUCCGUGUAAUGGCUAUGUAAUUUAAAUGAAUGGCAUAGAGGUAAAAAAAAAAAAUUCCAAAGUCAAAAUUAGUUUGGCAUUGUAAGCCACUUUUUUUUUAACCCACGCCUAAGGUUAUCUUUCAAAUCUUAACUAUUCACCUUACUGCGAUUGUUGGCUUACCCCUUAAGUGACGUCUCUGCACCUUGGGUGAGAAUAUUCUUGUCAUUUCCUGUCUUAACUAGACAGAGGUUUAAAAUUAUCCAGGGCACUACAGACUUCAGUCCCUGUGGGACCCUGGCCUGCUCUACCGCAUGCUUCCAUUCGAAUCAAGUCACAGCUUUCUGCCUCCAUGAACGAACCACAGUCUCAGUACUCUUUUUAGGCUGAAAUAAGAAUGAUUGCCUGCUGUUAUCCUUUCUUUCACCACAAUCAUUAUUUUGUUGUGCUCAAUUAUAGUCGCCCCUAGAUUCUUUAAAGUGGCCACUCUCUCAAACAUAUGAACAUAGUUGUUUAUAUUGUUUUAAGUAUGCGUGUUUCAUGACAUCUUAUAUUGUGUCUUCGCUUCUUUUACAUCAAGACCAGCUUUGACCGAGGCGUCAAGUUCCCUUAAUUAUAUUAUUGCUGUUUCUGCUCUGUGCCAGGUGCUGUGAUUGUUGGCUAUAUAAAAUUCCUGAUGGUUAUUCUGUAAUAAUCUCUGGGAGUAGUCUGUAAUGGUUCCACUGGUGCUCACAUGUAUGUUUCUAAUGACCUAACAAGAUGUUGAACAGUUUAUAUGAUAGUGAAUCUCCCGGUCUGCGGCCCUGAUUAACUCCCUCAAAUACUCUCCCUGUACUUUGUGUGAUUUUACUUUACUAGAGUUGUCCAUCGUCAUAUGUAUGAGCAAGGUAAGUUUAAGGACUUCCAAAAUCCUGUAGAGCAUCAUACAGAUAUUUCCUUUCUAUGCUAUAAUAAGCUGUUGAUGUUGUAUUAUCCGUGGUUGAUUCUGUCGGAAUCCACAUUGAUAGUCCCCUAGGGUCUGUUCACAAUACCUUUCCAUUUAUUUGCUAUUACUAUUUGUUUAGUGGAGAUUUUCAAAGUUGCAUUAAGUAAGGGAAUUCCUCUAUAAUUUGAGCAAUCCAGCUUAGACCAAUUUUUGUGAAUUGGGAUUAUGAGUUCAGUACUGCAAGAUUCUGAAUAUGAGGUCUUGUAUUUGCCUAUGCAGUUCUUUUUCAUCUAGUUUUAUCAGUCCUGCAGUGAUAAAGUCUAUUCUAUUCCUGGGCUUUAUUUUUCAUGGUAAAGAAUACAUCUGUAGGUUGAUUGACCAAUGGGUCUGGUCCUACUUGUGGUUGAGCUUUAUCAUUUGUUCCUCCUCCUGAGCCAUUUAUCAUGCCUUCAAAGUGGUGUGCCUAUCUCUGUAGUAUCCUCCUAAUGCUCUCUGUGAUCAGAUCUUGCUUGAAAGCCAUUCGAAAGCCGGUUUACCUUCAGGUUUGAAAACACACUUAUUAUGCUUUCAAAUGAAAAUUAUGUAUGGCAAGAAUGGGGUACCAGGGUCAAAUGUGGAGGGGGUGGUGUGUUACUUACUACUGUAACUAUGCUGUAAUAAAUACUCCCAGAAACCCCCUUUGUAGAUCUGGGAUUGCACCCAAUUGAUAUACUGAAUAUAUAUCUUAUAUGUUCAAUAUCGGCAGCAUUUCCCACAAUGACUAAUAAUUACAACAUAUUAGUUUGGCAUUCAGUAUACUUUCCCUGUAAGCCUGAUUUCAUAUGUAGAUGAUAUAUUUUUUUGUGUAACGGUCGUUUGGUUCAUUUUUCUUUGAAAAAAACAUUUGGUGACUGUUCAUCAAAGUGGGGUCUAAUGUAAUUAACAUUUUGUCUGAAGCCUGCAGUUAAACCAAGGGUCAGCAGCCUUUUUUGAUUGAAGAGCCAUUUUAUAUAUUACAUAUGCAAAGAAAGUAUUGUGGGACUUGAUUAGAAUACCACUUACCACCACCUAGCGUCAUAUUUUACUUUUGAGAAUGCACUGAAUUUAGUUACUAAGUUAAAGCAAAUGUUACCAAGUUUGCCCUUUUUUUAUAGUGUAGGCUAAAAAUGAUUGAGCUAUUCAUUCUGCGGCUCUGGAACUGCAGAGCAAAGUUUACAAAGCUUAGCAGCAGCAUGUUCAUUUGUCUUUCAAGUUUUGAACUCCUCACUGACAUUUAUUUUCAAGCCUUUGUUUAUUCAGACAGAUCUGUUUAGUCAAUAUUUCUUUUUGUUGACUAAUCCGUUAAAUUUCAUAUUUUAGAACUGGCAAAGUCAAGGUUCCAGAAUGGGCAGAUAUUGUCAAGUUAGGACGCUUCAAUGAGCUCAGCCCAUAUGAUGAAGAUUGGUUUUACAUUAGAGCUGGUAAGUUUUACUUUUUACAAUUAAAAUUUAUUUUUCGGAAUAGUCUAAACGAAAAAAUUGUUUUCUUUUCAAAUAUACUCAAAAAGAAACAAUCUAGUAAAAAAAAAUCUGAGUUUGUAGUUAAAAAUAUUUUUAUGUACCCGGUAAGGCAGUUCUGCUGUUAGACAGUGAAUUAAAUCAAUCAUUAUAUACAAAAAAAAUUAUGGAUUCCAUAGCAAUUUAACAGCAAAAUUUCUUUAAGUUUAAGAUAAAGGUACUAGAAUACAAAUGUUUUACAUAUCUGCUUAUAGUAAUAAUAUCCUAGACCCUCGUUGCUGGCAUCAUGAUAAUGGUCAGUUAUAUUUUUCUUUCUGUUUAAAAAAAAACUAAUUUUAGCAGUUUUAAUUAUUUCAUUUAAUCUUUUAAACAAAAAAAGUUAAUGUUUACUAUUUAUACUUGGUGCCAGAUGACAAAUGUUUGAUGCCCUGCAUUUGUCCUUGGUUCUAACAAUCAUUUUAUUUUAUUCAAGUAUGAUAUAAUUUUAACCGUAUUAUUUAUUUUGAGUCCUAUUUUUAGUAUGUUAUAAGUGCAAUGUAAAUUUAAUUCAGUGUUUUUGUAUUAAACUAUGAUUAAUUUUUUUUUUUCAGCUUCUGUUGCUCGCCACCUUUAUAUUCGUGCACCAUGUGGAGUUGGAGCACUGAGAAAACUUUAUGGAGGUAAUAAUUUUACCCAGAGAUUCAGGUUAAACUAGUAUUUUAACUUUUUUCCUGCCUUGGCUUGUUCUCAAUUCUAGCAAUGUGGACUUACUUCCAGGAACUUUUAUUGGUUAGCUAAACAUGGCUUUGCCAAGAAAUUGAAAGGAUUUUUUCUAUAUAUUAUAUUGUCGAGAUUAAAAUCAUUGCAAUUAUUUUUGUAGGCAAUCAGCGUAAUGGGACAACACCAAGCCACCACUGCCUUGCUUCUGCAACUGUUGCCCGCAAAGUGCUCCAGGUUUUGGAGUUCCUGAAGAUGGUCGAAACUGAUGCAAACUCUGGGUAAGUCAUUCCAAUGAUUUUUUAAAAAUUUUCCUGUACAUUUUUCAGCAGGCGCUUCAGUUCUUCAUUAUGAGGUUGUAAUAAUUGAUAUUCCAAUAUAAUUAUAAGGCAUGUCAUAACUUGAUUUCAAUGUACCACAUCAGUGAUUAGUCAGGAUUGUCAUCCAGUUAUCUAUAACUAAGUCUCAACUGAAAGUUCACCUAAUUCAUUAUCAUUGGCAUUUUCUUUUAGGUAGCAAUCAUCUUCAUUACAAUGCCUGAAAUGAUUAUUUUUAAAAAUUGCUACGGGUCCUGCUCUCUAUUGUAUGUCCUAUGUUUUUUAGGUGGCUGGCUGGUGCAAGUCAAGCUAACCUUUAAGUUAAGAAUAGCUGGUGAAAAAAUUGGAAUAAACAAAGAAUAUUAAUGCAUUUUAUUUGCUUACAUUUUUUUUUCUAUUGUCUAACUGGUUUCUUCCCUUUAUUUUCCUAGCGGCAGACGUCUUACUGCACAAGGUCGCCGUGAUUUGGACAGAAUCGCCAGCCAGAUUAAAGGGGGUGGCAAGAAGGCUCAGAAAUAAAAUGUUAUAAUUUAUGAUGAAAA
Molecule: messenger RNA, 6321 nt
Organism: Lymnaea stagnalis (great pond snail)
Lineage: Eukaryota; Metazoa; Mollusca; Gastropoda; Lymnaeidae
Source: the annotation of a GenBank genome assembly